UCACGCGCAUCUGACUUUCUCUCCUCACUCUUCCCGUGUUCAGCUCCUCGCGCACUCUGCCCCGUUCAGGACCAUGAGUUUCUCCAGUGAAGUGUACAGCUCCAGCUCGUACCGGAAGAUCUUCGGCGAUGCUCCACGCUCCGGGCGCAUGUCGAUGGCCAGCCCGUCCCGUGCCCACUCCUCGGGACUCCGCAGCGUCCAUCACCGGUACAGCUCCCCGUCCAUGUCCUCCUCCGGGAUCCGCAGGAGUGCUGCGCCGCGCGUGAACCUGGCCAUGCACGAGCCUCUGGAGCUGUGCGCCUCCACGGCCAUGACCAACGAGCUGAAGAUUGUCCGCACCAACGAGAAGGAGCAACUGCAGGGGCUCAAUGACCGCUUCGUGUCGUUCAUCGAGAAGGUGCACAGCCUCGAGCAGCACAACCGCGUGCUUGAGGCGGAGGUGACGCUAUUGCGGCAGCGCCACAAUGAGCCCUCACGCCUGCACGAGCUCUAUGAGCAGGAGAUCCGUGAGCUCCGGGCGCGUGUGGAGGAGCUGACGCACGAGAAGAGCCAGAUGCACGUGGACUGCGUGCAGAUGAAUGAUGCACUGGAGCGCUCGCGAGAAAAGCUUGAUGAGGAGAGCCGGCUCCGCGAGGAGGCUGAGAACGCGCUCAAGGGUUACCGGAAAGACGUGGAUGAUGCCACGCUCGCGCGUCUCGAGCUUGAGAAGAAAGUGGAGGCUCUGCUGGACGAGAUCGCCUUCCUCAGGAAAGUCCACGAGGAGGAGCUGCACGAGCUGCAGGCAUCACUGCAGGCCACGCAGGUGUCGGUGGAGAUGGACAUGGCCAAACCGGACCUGGCGGCUGCUCUGAAGGACAUCCGCUCUCAGUAUGAAAACCUCUCUGCCCGAAACCAGGCUCAGGCUGAGGACUGGUACCGCUCCAAGAUCGCCACAGUAUCGGAGGCGGCGGCCCGUAACCAGGACGCCAUCAAACACUCUAAAGAGGAGCUGACCGAGUACCGCCGACAGGUCCAGGCGCGCACUCUGGAGAUUGAGGCUCUGAGGGGCCACAAUGAGGCACUAGAGAGGCAGAUUGCUGAGAUGGAGGACCGCCACAACCAGGAGAUCGGCGAGCUGCAGGACACCAUCCAGCAGCUGGAGGCAGCCCUGCGCACCACUAAAGGAGAGAUGUCCCACCACCUGCGCGAGUACCAGGACCUGCUCAAUGUCAAGAUGGCUCUGGACAUUGAGAUCGCUGCCUACAGGAAGCUGCUGGAGGGCGAGGAGUGCCGCCUCAGCUCUGUCGGCGGGUCCAUGGUGCAGUCUGGAUAUCCGGGCUUCUCCUACAUGUCCCCUCGCAGCUACACCCUUGGAGCCUACAGAAGGUCCAAACCCGAGGAGGAUGGGGAUGAGGGAGAGGAUGAGGAGGAGAAGGAGGAGGGAGAGGAUGAGGAGGGAGGAGAUGAGGAGGGGGGAGAUGAUGAGGCAGGAGAUGAGGAGGGAGGUGAUGAGGAGGGAGGUGAGGAGGGAGAGGGUGAUGAUGACCAAGAGGAGGAAGAGGAGGAGCAGAAGCAGGAUAAGAAAGGCAAAGAUAAGGACGAUAAGCAAGACAAGGAGAAGGAGAAGAAGAAAGAGAAGGAUAGCUCUAGCUCCAAGACCAGCAAAAACUGAAUACAUUACACCAGUCACAUACAUGUAGGCUAUGUUCAUGUGGGCAUAUGAAUGGGACAAAAUGGAAAUAGACAAAUGCAUUUUGAGGCAACACCUGGCAUAAAACAUAUGAAAAAACACAAGUCAUAGUGGAUUUAAAGCCACAUUAUGUGACAUUUUGCAACAUUCAUAUUUUUGAGCUUCAAUAGCCUUUUGAAAACAUAUCAUAUCAUUACUACCAGUCAUUUAGCUCAUACCAACCUUAUGGUGGCUUGAGCAUUACAAAACCUAAGCUGAUAAAUUAUUGCACUAUUCCAAUAAACUUUCUAAUUAAAUCAUGUUAUUAUACAUACGAUGUUAGAGUCAUAUACAUAUCCAGGAGUAGUUACUUGACUGAUACAUUUCAGAUAUCAUGGCAUUUUAAAUCCUAAAACGUGUGUGAAAUACAAUUUAUAGAUGCCCAUUACACUUGUUUUCAUAAAUUACUAGACUCAGAGUAUUGAGAACACAUUGCUUCAACAUCAUUUAUAUAUCAAAGCAAAUUACAACAUGCAUAUCUGGGCACUACCACUCAAAAUGUUACUGUAUCAUUUGUAGUUGCAGUCUACACAUACUUCAUUUUUUGCAUAGGAACUAUUUCAAACUAUUCACAAUCAGAGUAUUGGUGCUAAAAAGUACAUAUAGUGAGCUUAAAUUUCUCCAAUACCUAUGCUAUGUUGUCCCAUUCACUAUUCUCCACAAGACUACAGCCUACAGCUCAUAUCAUGCACCAAACCACUGUCUAAAAGCCUCACACUGACACAUUUCCCAUCAUGAAACCAAUAAAUAUUGAGGUUACAGAGGCAGGUAUUGAAGUAUUAGAACUUUUUAAAAUUUUGUUUAGAACUGACAAAUUUCAAGAACGUAGUCUACUAGUUUUACAUGCACUGGAAAGUUAGAAGUUAACAAUGUUUUGACGUUUUAAUCAAUACUUCAUAUCUUAUACAUUUUCUGCAACUAAAUUACUGUAUCUACUUUAGGUUUUAUAGCCUAUCAACAAUGUCUCCAGUUAUUCUCUGAAGUAGUAUUUGGUCAAAAGUCUCAUUUGAAGUGGGAGAAAUCAAGAACAAUUAUGACACAAGAGGGAAAAAAGAAAUGGUUAACAAAGUAAAUGUGACAAAUUCAACUUCAGAGGACAAUUGGAGUACCAUAAUCCAGUUUUAAAAAAUCAACCCUUCCUCAUUAGAAAAGAGUUAAUGUAUCUCAAAGAAUGAAUUUAACGAUUUUCUCACUGCUUUCUCCCACACACUUGCAUUGAAAAUGAGCCAAGCAUGAACAGUACAAUCAACCAUCGAAAGCAACAAUAUUCAGCACACAAUUGUACAAAAACGCACACUUCUAAUCAAAAAAGACACAGCCAACUUUAACGGUGCUAUUUUGAUUUUUACAUUCAAUGAAAGUAACUAUUACCAGCUCAUUCCUGAUAGUGUCAAAUUCUAAGGAGGUCUAUGGGUUACACAAUUUUCACUCAUAAAUGCUUCAAUCCCACCAUGACACAAGAGUAUUGUACGCUGCCAUUUUGAGCACUUUUCAUUUUGUCACUGUAGCGUCACGGCACGGCAAUAAUGUUGACUGAUUCAUGUAUAUACUGAUGGGGAAAUAUAUUGUAACGGGGGGGCUGAGUUUUCAUUCGCUGGAAACCGCGGGUGGUGCAUCUCUGGGAAUGAUAAAAUAUAAAGAGUUUAAAUAGAAAUCGCUGCUGCAGAAUAUAAUAUAUGUUUUGGGAAAAUGAAUUAUAAUCCCUCCCUUUAGUUGGUUCAUUUGUCACUGUUCCUUAGCAUUAACAGUGUCCCAUGGACUUAUAGGUAAAAAAUAUAGGGUUAGCAUUUUCAAUACAUUCGCAUUAGCCACUAAAAAUCACAUUGAAUGAGAGGGUUUUGGAAAAUGGAAACAACUUCCACAGCUGUGUACGUGUUUAGAUAGGGACAUUUAGCAACCUUUAUGAAUGUUGUUAUUAUACAUUAGCAAUAUACAUUCAUACAAAGUGAAAUUUUUCAAACAUUUUUACAUUAAAUUGUGAAGAUCUCGAAGCGAAAUUCCUCAUAAAAAGUAAGAAAUGCUUGAAAUAUUUGCGUAUACUGAUUAUGAACUCUAUAUGAAAAUACAUUUUUAAAAAUAGUAAAGAUAGCUCCGCUACUGUCAAAAUGUGCAUUCAAUAUAUGGCAUCGCAGAGGAUGUAUACAGUGUUAUAUGGAGUCAAGGUUGCUCAUUUUGCAGGAGGUGAAGGAAAACGUGGUCAUAAGUGCCACAGCAUCUGGUGGUGACACUGACAUGAGCCCAUAUGUUUGUGUCAGGUGGGUCUAAAUGAACUAAGUUCACGGCUAAAUAUAACAGAUAGAGUCACAACUAAGGGCUAAUCGCACUCACCAUAUCACUACACCCCAUGGUGACAAAUGAACCAGCUUAUGGGCGUUGAAUGCAUGGCCUGAUUCUUGGAUGGAAUAGAUUUUUGCUUGUUGUGUGAAUUAUAAAUCUUGCCUUAACCAUUUGCUGCAGAAAAAGACCACAACACAACAUUUUAGUCUGUUGUUUUAGAAAAGGGGAGGUAGAUGAGGAAUGCUGACACUAAACCGAACCAUUCCUGCUAAAACUACUGUGAUCUGUAUGUGCUGCUCUAUCAUGCAGUCUGAGUCUCAAAGCCAAAUAAAGACAUUUAUUAACC
Molecule: messenger RNA, 4331 nt
Organism: Periophthalmus magnuspinnatus
Lineage: Eukaryota; Metazoa; Chordata; Actinopteri; Gobiiformes; Gobiidae
Gene: neff1
Exons: 4
Coding region: 74-1651 (525 amino acids)
Cellular component (GO): intermediate filament
Source: RefSeq, a predicted model, not a curated record